Molecule: messenger RNA, 1214 nt
Organism: Pocillopora meandrina
Lineage: Eukaryota; Metazoa; Cnidaria; Anthozoa; Scleractinia; Pocilloporidae
Source: the annotation of a GenBank genome assembly
AUGAAGAAAUUCUUGUCAACAUUAACACAUGAACCAACAGGAAUGCCGCUGAGAAGCAAAGCAAAAAUUUGCGGCAGCACAGAACUCCACGGACCCUUGUGGAAAACAGGGGUCCGUGAAGUAAGCUUCGAGCAUUUUUUGGCGUAUGGAUGGCAAUGAACGAUUUCAUUGAAAAGCCAUUGGAUGGAGUUCUGCAAGUGACGGGAGGCAAAGAGAGAGAACAAUACUUAUGUCAAUAUACUGAAUAGAAUAACUUUGUUUCACAGCCCUCAUACAGUCUUGGCACUGAAGUAUUUGCCCAGCUGAGAGUUGGCUGGAGUUCUGCACGUGGCAGGAGGGUGAAAGAGUAAAAAAAUACACCACUACUGUUAUCCUGCACAUCACAUCUUUACCAAAAUCAAUCCUCAAAUAAGCCCACCAAUUUUCAUUGCAAAAAUUGACAAUUUCUGAUAACAAAACAUUCUAGAAAGGUGCUCUUCCUCCAAUUAUUAACAAAAGGAUAGCAGAGGGACCCCCUAGCAGAAGAUCCUGAUCACACCCUUGUCGAUUCAAAGCAGCCUCAUGCUGUUUAAGUCUUUCGAUUUUAACUGGCAUCCUAAUAAUGGUGAUUACAGUUUAUGAAUUUCAAAAAUAUAAUCCACAUUGUCACUAAGAACAGCUCUAGCAAUGGGAGGCCCACCUCUCAGAUUGGGCAAAGUGAUUCAUUGUGUUAACAGCGUGUUUCCCAACAAGGACUUGCCAAAGGCUAGAGAGAGUAAUGCACUACAUAUAUGCUUGUAAAUGCAAAAAGUGACAAAGACCUCUCGGUUUAAGAUGCAGGAUAGUGCAUAAUCCAUCCUUCCCAUAUCUUGGAACAAGUCCUCAUAGAAAGAUCUCUCCGACCUUCUUGCAGACCUUUGCUAUGGCCUUUUGAGAUUACGUGUCUUCUUCCUCCUCAGGAGUUUUUUUUUUUUGUUAUCCCUUUUGUUUUCCUUAUAUUUUUCUUUUUAAGCAACUACAUCAAGCUGUCUUUUCCCAUGAGUUACAUGGGAGGAUCUCAUAUAUCAUGUGUGCUAGUCUAAAUUUAUUGCUAACUGUCAUAACUGCCUGAUGAAUUUAUUGGCAUAUUGUUUAAUAUGUUUAAUAAUACAGUUUUAGGAGUGGUUGGUAGACAAACACAAGAUAGCAUUGAUGCAUUUCAGAAUUUCUGUGGAAUAGCUAUCCGUGAAAACUAA